Neolamprologus brichardi is the source of this 1990-nucleotide messenger RNA. It is a transcript of the gene rassf6, whose product is annotated as Ras association domain family member 6. NCBI's taxonomy places the organism in Eukaryota, Metazoa, Chordata, Actinopteri, Cichliformes, Cichlidae. Gene Ontology annotation, biological process: signal transduction. The record is from RefSeq and is a predicted model, not a curated record.
GGUGCUACACACGCUCACCUCCUGCCACAUGCACCGUACUCUGGACCUCCUACCACAAACACACAUGUACAUUAUGCACACAUGAGAGCUCGAACAUGGAGUGAACUUGCUUCAUUCUAUAGAAGAUUAAAAGAUACACUAGUCAGCUGGCACGUCUCCCUGUGCAAGAGGAAACAGUCAGUCAGAAAGAGGAGUGCCGUGGCUUCUGGUAUGACAGCUGCUGAAUAACUGAGAUAUUACUUACCAGCAAACAGGCUGAGGCAGAGAAAACCGCAGUAGAUGACCAGACAUGAAUGAAGCAGCUCUCCUCCCAGUCAUCAAGGCAGGGAAUGGGAGAACACUGUCCAGAGCAGAGUUUCUCUCCCUGUUUAAUACCUACAACUGCUUCCUGAAGGACCAGACUCAACUUCACCUCACUUACGCUCAGGAAGCAGAUGGCACGGUGGUGGUGGAAGGCAUGCUGAAUAUCUGCUGGGGAGUACGGAGACCAAUCAGGCUGAAAAUACAGGAUGACAAACAAAUGUUUCCAUUUGUUCCUAAGACCUCUCCAGAUCCCACCAGUCCAGUCAGCCCACUGGAAAGCAAGAGAGGAAUGUCACGAUGGGGAGAAUAUGUUGACCUUCACCAGAUAGAUGAGAUGGUUGAGACGCCACAAGAAACAAUCAAAAACCCUUUACCAGGACCACCUGUUUAUGAGACCUCAACCCUGCGCCCUCCAAAGCAGAAGAAUCCAGAACAGGAAGCAGAGUCCAACCUGUUCCGCUGUAUGAGUGAUGCCUCGCUGGUUAAAAGAAGGAGGGGCACGGGAAAGUCAGCAGCUCAAAGAGAAAAAGAAAGGCAGCAUCGCUUUUCAAUCAAUGGCCACUUCUACAAUUACAAAACCUCGAUCUUCACUCCGUGCUUUGGUACACCAACUAAAGUUUGUAUCUCUAGCAGAAUGACCACAAACCAAGUCAUUGAACAGCUGCUGCACAAGUUCAAGAUACAGAACGAUCCUCAGGAAUUUGCUCUCUACUGUCUUCAUCAAAGUGGAGAAAAAAGGAAGCUGAGUAACACAGACCAGCCGUUAUGGGAGCGCACACUGCAGGGACCCUCUGAUGACAUCAUGAAGAUUUUUUUGAUGGAUGCGGAUGAAGAGGAAGUUAGUGAUGAUGUAGCUCAAUAUCUGAACAUUGAGCUUCCAAUCCUUGAAAAAGUUUUACAGAAACUCAAAGACGAGGAGAACAGAGAGAUACAAAGGAUUGAGAACAAGUACAAACACCAAAAGAGAGUCCUGUCCAAUAUGUUAAACUGUAAGAUGUCACGUCCCAUUGAGACCAGUGUCUAACAACUCACCUGAUUUUCUAAAACAAGAUUCAACAUUCAGUACAGCACCAUUUCCAUGUUCAACAAUGAAAGAUCUACAGAAAUAUGAGGAAUUCUUUUCCCUUGUUUUUUUUUCUUCAUGCACUCUUUAAUGUUAUAAUUCUGAAUCUCUGAUACAUGAUAAAGAUGAACAAUUUGGGAUAUGAAGCAUGAAGCUUGUGUAUAUCCCAUACAAAAAUAUAUCAUCCUUCCAGUCUUAUGUGUCUUUUUCUAUUUUAAACUGUAAAAGAAAUUAAAGAUGCAAAUGUAAGACGUUGCUGCCAGAAAUUGUAGUUCACUGUGUCCGUGAAUAAAUAUGGGACCAAAUGGCCACUUCUGUUUGUGCUUUCUGUUUGCUAUGUUUGAGUUAUGUGUGCCACUGGAGCUUUUCAAGGGUUAUUUGGACUCUGCUCAAGGUUAAAUUCUAUUAUAUAUUUUAUCAAUGAUCAAUAUAUGUGUAUAUAGACUUUUGAUAAAACUAUAUUGAUUGUUAAAAACCUGCUGAAACCAUAGUGAAAUUAUGACCUUUACUCUUUUUUUGUGUACUUUGUUAUUUUAUAUGUGGUUGAGUUGGAUGGAUUUUAUUGCUGAUUUCUGGUAUUUAUUUUACUGGUUUGUAAUAAAGUGUUGAUUGGCUCAAUGACCA